Messenger RNA from Sceloporus undulatus (fence lizard), 1369 nucleotides. RefSeq names its product serine and arginine rich splicing factor 5 (gene SRSF5). The transcript is spliced from 8 exons. The coding region runs from base 182 to 982 and encodes 266 amino acids. Gene Ontology annotation, cellular component: cytoplasm; nucleus; ribonucleoprotein complex. Gene Ontology annotation, molecular function: mRNA binding. The record is from RefSeq and is a predicted model, not a curated record. NCBI's taxonomy places the organism in Eukaryota, Metazoa, Chordata, Lepidosauria, Squamata, Phrynosomatidae.
GCUGCGGGUUCCAUUUUGUGGCGCUGCCGGCGGGCGGAGCCGGCCAUUCGCGGACUGGACGUCGGUUGAGACGCUUCGAGCUUUUGUAAAGCUCUUUCCCAAGUCUCUUGUGAAGGUCCCGCUUAAGUCAUCAAAAACGGAAGGUCGAAAGAGCAGCUGGUGGUCCAUCUGGAGCGGCAUCAUGAGUGGCUGUCGUGUAUUUAUCGGGAGGCUAAACCCAGCAGCCCGAGAAAAAGACGUGGAGCGGUUUUUCAAGGGAUACGGACGUAUCCGCGACAUUGACCUGAAAAGAGGCUUCGGGUUUGUGGAGUUUGAAGAUCCAAGGGAUGCUGAUGAUGCCGUUUACGAACUGGAUGGAAAAGAACUCUGCAGUGAAAGGGUUACAAUUGAGCACGCAAGGGCUCGGUCAAGAGGUGGAAGAGGCAGAGGACGAUACUCUGAUCGUUUCAGUAGCCGCCGUCCACGCAAUGAUAGAAGAAAUGCUCCACCUGUAAGAACAGAAAAUCGCCUCAUUGUAGAAAAUUUGUCAUCCAGAGUCAGCUGGCAGGAUCUCAAAGACUUCAUGAGACAGGCUGGGGAAGUAACCUUUGCAGAUGCGCAUAGGCCUAAACUAAAUGAAGGGGUGGUUGAAUUUGCCUCUUACAGUGAUCUAAAGAAUGCUAUUGAAAAGCUUUCUGGCAAAGAAAUAAAUGGAAGGAAAAUCAAGCUAAUUGAAGGCAGCAAAAGGCAUAGUAGGUCCAGGAGCAGGUCCCGUUCCCGGAGCAGGAGCUCAUCGAGGUCUCGCAGUCGAUCUCGUUCCAGAAGCCGCAAGUCUUACACCCGAUCCAGAAGCAGGAGCCGUAGCAAGUCACGAUCUGUUAGUAGAUCUCCUGCCCCUGAAAAGAGCCAGAAGCGUGCUUCUUCAAGUAGAUCAAAGUCUCCAGCUUCUGUGGAUCGCCAAAGAUCACGCUCAAGAUCACGCUCUGUUGACAGUGGCAACUGAAUUAAAAACAGUUUACUGUGGGGACUUGUUGAACCAUACUUGCUAAUAGUUGUGGUAAGUAUGUGACUUCUGGGAAAUAGACUGGGAGGGGGAGGGCUUUAACAGCUUUGUAUAUGUGGACCACCAAGAAGUUAUUGAACUAAUUGUAUUGUCUUUUUGAUAAUCCUUUUCCUGCUCACUUCAUUGAACCAGAAGUGCAUAGCUUUAUGUAUAUUGCUAGAGCUCUUUAAGGAAGCUUUAAUUUUUUUUUGUAAUUAGGGAGAGUUCUCCUUUUGAAAACCUGCUCUCAGUGUAUUCCAGUAAUUGCCAUUUCAGGAUGUAAACUUAAAAAAUUGGCACUGAGCUCUGUACCAGCUGUAAAUAAAGCUUUAUUUUGGAUUUAUAGUG